Messenger RNA from Adineta ricciae, 2004 nucleotides. The record is from the annotation of a GenBank genome assembly. NCBI's taxonomy places the organism in Eukaryota, Metazoa, Rotifera, Eurotatoria, Adinetida, Adinetidae.
AUGAAUGAUUUCGCUUUUUCCACUCUUGACGUUGAUGAACGUAGUGAUGUUCAAAUUCCAUCUAAAGGUCGAGUUGUUUCGAACAGACCAUCGUUUGUCAUCUACAGAAUGUCGUGUGACAUGCCAGACUCCAUUCAACAUCAACCAAAGAAUACUAUUGGAGGUUUUGAACGGCAAUUAUCUCUACUUGACCCAUCAUCCGACCGGGUCAGUACAAUUCUUGUUUGGCAACAUUUAACAGUGACAUCUCGUGAACCAAGUCAUAGAGAAUUCUUCAAAAAAGUCAAAACAUGCAAUCGAUACGUUCCAAAACGAAAAUGUUUACUCAACAAUGUCAGUGGAGCCAUUAUCGGAGGCUUAUGGGCUGUUAUGGGUCCAUCUGGUUCGGGAAAAUCCACUCUAUUAAACACCUUAGCUUGUCGUCUGGAUGUGAAUACAAUCGUCCAAGGUGAAAUUCGCUUGAACGGAGCACCGUACAACAAUGCUGAAUUAAAACGUAUAGCUGGAUAUGUCAUGCAAGAUGAUUUACUGAAUGGUUCAUUGACAGUCGAAGAGACUCUGAUGUACACAGCUGAACUUCGUUUACCACGAGAGUUUACAACGAAACAACGACGAACACGAGUCGAAGAUGUUAUGAUGGAUAUGCGUUUAACUCAUGUUCGAGAUGUUAUCGUUGGUACGACGUUGAAAAAAGGUAUUUCAGGUGGUGAACGGAAACGUGUAUGUGUGGGAAUGCAAUUACUCAAUCGUCCACAAUUACUUUUUCUCGAUGAACCAACAUCAGGCUUAGAUUCGGUCACAGCACUUGAUCUUCUUCGAACACUUCAUUCACUUGCUCAUGGAAAAUUACCGGAAAAAGCGCCAGAUGAAAUUCUCCUCUGUCUUCUGUUCAACAGUUGUGCUCAUACUCGAACGACACAUGCAUUAGACAUUGGCCGAAAAGUCUGGUCUCAGCUAUCAUCAGUUAAUCAAAGAAAUCAGUUCAUUCUCAAUGCUGCACUUGAUAUGUUUAUUAAAUGUGGUGAUGUGUCGAGUGCGGAAAAUAUCACGUUCGCUAAAACAAAACGUAAUGUCAUUGAUUAUGGACAAUUAAUGAAAUACUACAAUGAUCAUCAGUGCUUUAGUGCACAUGGCAAAGCGGGUUGUGUUAAUCAAGCGAAACAAGUUUUCCAACAGAUCAAUAGACCGAAUUCUGUGACAUAUACUGCUAUGAUUAAUGCAUAUGGACUAAAUGGAAUGGGCCAUGAUGCACUUGAACUUUACUAUCAGAUGCCGUCGGAGAUGAUCGUUGAGAAGACUUAUGUUUGUAUUCUAAAUGCCUGUUCACAUUCAGGACUUGUCGAAGAAGCUCGGUCAAUUUUCUCAAAAAUUCCAAAGAAAGAUGAAUGGAUUUAUACAGCAAUGAUUGAUUGUUUGUGUCGUUCGUUUAUCUUCGACGAAGCAAAACAACUGAUUGAAAACUAUGAAAAUAAUCAUCGUCCUUGUCUGCCUAUGUAUAAGGCGCUGCUAUCAGGUGCUCGAAAUCGAACCGAUGUACUCCUGGCACGACAAACAAUUCAUCGAAUACAACAGUUGUUUCGUGGCAUGGACAAGUCUUUAGUAUCGGCAUCAGCAGGCGAGUUAGAAGAAGCAUUACAAAUCAGAUCAAAACUUAGCGGAACACGUGUAAAGAAAAAAAUGGGUUUAUCUUGGACCGAAGCUAAUGGUGAAAUUGUGGAAUUUCAUGCUCAAGAUCGAUCUCAUGCACAAACUCAAGAAAUCUACGAUGAACUGCAACGAAUUGAACAUGAACUUAUUGAACACGGCCAUAAUCACAGUGAAAGAUUGGCACUUGCAUUUAACUUUAUUCAACGACCCAUUCCAUCACAAAUUCAAAUCGUGGAGAAUCUUCGUAUUUGCGGUGAUUGUCACCGUGCAAUCAAACUAAUCAGUCAGAUUCUUAUUCGUGAUGCAAACCGAAUUCAUCAUUUUUCACAUGGCAUCGUGCUUUAUUUUUCGAAUUAA